Colletotrichum higginsianum IMI 349063 is the source of this 1374-nucleotide messenger RNA. RefSeq names its product Carboxypeptidase. Lineage: Eukaryota; Fungi; Ascomycota; Sordariomycetes; Glomerellales; Glomerellaceae. Gene Ontology annotation, cellular component: fungal-type vacuole. The record is from RefSeq and is a predicted model, not a curated record. The coding region runs from base 1 to 1374 and encodes 457 amino acids. Gene Ontology annotation, biological process: proteolysis. Gene Ontology annotation, molecular function: serine-type carboxypeptidase activity. The transcript has 4 exons.
AUGUCCAAGUUACUACGACUCUUCACUUGCUUUGUUGCCCUCGCCGCCUGGGCCAGCGCGGCCGGGACCUUUCGGGUUCGUGAGCCGCCCGAGUCGCUAUGUCCCACGGCGGGCGACGGCAUGGUUGGCUAUUACGACUUUGAUGACGACGCCAAACACUUGUUCUUCUGGUUUGCUGAGAGCCGCGGUGACCCCGCCAACGACCCCUUGGUGCUCUGGAUGAGUGGCGGCCCUGGAGCCUCCUCGGUGGCUUUUGGCUUGUUUGAAGAGCUUGGCCCCUGCUUGAUCGAGAAGCCGGGUGCUGCCAAGGGGAACCAGUACGCGUGGAACAGCAAUGCCAACGUCCUCUUUGUCGAUCAGCCCGUCAGAGUAGGGUACUCGUACUCGGACGAUCCGGUCAAGACACUCGCCGAGGCGACGGAGGACAUGUACCGCUUCCUCGCUGCCUUCAUCGCGGAGUACCCCCGUUUCGCAUCGCAGGACUUUUACAUCAUAGGCGAGUCCUUCGGCGGGACGUGGGUCCCCGCCCUCGCGCGCGCCAUCGACUACAAGCAGUCGUCCCCGAUGGCGCACCUCGUCCGCGCGACCUCGGCGGGGAACGCCAGCCGCCCCAUCAACCUCAAGGGCAUCGGUCUCGGGAACGCCCAGCUGUCGCAGGCGCUGCAGUGGCCGGGCUUCUACCCGACCGGCUGCGGGGGCGAGGAGCCGCUCUUCAACGCGACCGCCUGCGCCGCCAUGGAGGCCGGCAUGGCCGAGUGCGUCGCGAUGCUCGAGAUCUGCGCCGGCAGCGCCGACGUCUGCGGCCCCGUGCUCGACCGGUGCCGCCGGCAGAGCGUCUUCCUCAUCCUCGAGACCGGGCUCAACCCGUACGACUUCCGCAAGCCCUGCAAGGUCCCGGGCCUGUGCUUCGAGGAGGCCGUGUGGGUCGAGGAGUACCUCAACUCGACGGGGGCCAGGGAGGCGCUUGGCGUGCCUCUGGACGUCCAGUUCAACAACGUUGACGAGGAACUGGGUGCCGACUUCCUCGCUUCCGGCGACAUGGCCGUGGAUCCGAUCGGAUGGGUGGAGGAUCUUCUCGACAAGACCACCGGAACCCAGGAGUACCGUGUGUUGAUCUACGCCGGGAACAAGGACUGGUUCUGCAACGCCGAGGGCGAGCGGCGCAUGGCCGACGGGAUCCGUUGGGAGCACCAGAGCAGCUUUCAGGCCGCGCGGGCGAGGGACUGGUCCGUACGAGGGCACGUCGCCGGCAACCUGAAGGAGUACGGCAGGUUGGCGUUCGCCGAGGUGUAUGAUGCAGGGCACAUGGUCCCCGCGGACAAGCCGGAGGAGGCGCUUUUCCUCAUCAACAGCUGGCUAGGCGGAUCCUUGUAG